CUCCCUCUCUCCCUCUCUCCCUCCAUUUCCGUGAGCUGCAUUUUCUCAUCCCCAUCAUUUAGUCAGUGUACCGCUAUCUUGCCCACACUCCAAAGAAUAAGACGCUGCCACCAUCCUCCAGGUCCUUGGCUUGAUAGCUGAUGCUCCAUCCUCUGCGCCAAGCCUGAUUUCUUACUCGGCCAUUUAUAACGAGGCCACUGCACACGCUCUGGUGUUUGUUUCGCUUUCUCCUCGCACGCCUCCUCCAAUUUCCAGACAAUUAGCUCUUUGUGUAUAUUACCAGCAGGCCAGCGCCUCGUCCUUUCUCCGCCAUAGGUGUGCCAUCUAUUCGUACUGCCUCUCCCCCAUUUUGGCACCCAGACGCACCGACACCUACGUUUUGGAUAUAAAACAGCCCUUUUCCUUUGCAGGGGCAUACAGUUCUUUCAAAUAUCUUCAUCGAGAAUCUCAUAUCUCAUAUUCGAUCAUGCAGUCAUCAAGCACUCACAAGCAAGAGCCCAAGGACCUGACGUCUCUCUUUGUGCCCGGGAUGCAGGGCUCCAAGAAGAGCAUGUUCAAGGCGGUCAUGGGGACCCCGACCCUGUCGAUGAUUAACAUGGCCGGCGGUGUGCCUGAUCCCUCGACCUUCCCUAUCGCGCACAUGUCGGUGCAGGUGCGCAUGCCGGGCGGCUCGCAGACAGAGACUGUGACUCUGGACAAGACAUGCCGCAGCGGCAUCGUGGAGAGCAUCGAUGAGCUUCUGCAGUACGGUGACGGAUGUGGCUUCCACCCGCUAAAGUACACCGGGUGGGACGUAAUUGCAUCGUGCGGCAACAACGAUGCCUUGAGCAAAGUGGUCGCUCUGUUCUGUGAGCCGGGGGACGCAGUGCUGGUUGAAAAGUGGACGUUCCCAGGCGCUCUGGGUGUGCUGAACAAUACAGGCAUUGGGGCUGUGCCGGUGGAGCUGGACAGCGAGGGCAUGGUGCCGCAAGCUCUGGACACAGCGUGCCGCGAGUGGCAGGGCGAGAAGCCAUUGCGCGUGGUGUACAUUAUUCCCACGGGGCAGAACCCGACCGGAUCUAUAGGGUGGCGCAAAAAGCACAACCUCGUAAUCGUCGAGGACGACCCGUAUUAUUUCAUGCAUGAUUUGGCACUGGUGCCGAGCUUCUUGUCGCUGGACACCGAUGGGCGCGUCAUCCGGCUGGACUCGUUCAGCAAGAUCCUGGCACCCAACCUGCGGUGCGGCUGGGUCACAGCACCUUCGUACAUCCUCGACCGCCCGUCGGGCCUGUCGCAGGGCGUCAUUUCCAAGAUCCUCAACAACUCGUGGGGCAUGGCAGGCUGGGAGUCGCAUCUGAGGCACCUGCGGGCAACGUAUGCAAGGCGCCGCAACGCCUUUGUUGCUGCUGUCGAAAAGAAUCUGGCGGGCCUAGUGGAGUACACGGUUCCCAGCGCAGGCAUGUUCUUGUGGAUGCGCAUCGACCUCGGAGGCUCGGACCAGAAGGGCGCUAUGGCGAUGCUGCUGGAGACCAUGAAGAAAUGCGGUGUCAUGAUGGCUCCUGGCGUGCCAGCUAUCCUGCGUGCCGCCUUUGCUCUGGUUGAGCCCGAAAUGUUCGACCCGGCGCUGUCCCGGCUGGCCCAGGCUAUCGAGUAUGUGCGCAAGAGCCAUGGCAACAAUGGCAGCAUUGGCAUCAGCAGCAAGAUUCCUGCUGAGCGGCCCAGGCACCUCCGCAAGUGUCUCGAUCAGGCCUGUCGUGUGCCCGCGAGCUCAAGGGCGGCCAAAACGUGA
Molecule: messenger RNA, 1768 nt
Organism: Linderina pennispora
Lineage: Eukaryota; Fungi; Kickxellomycota; Kickxellomycetes; Kickxellales; Kickxellaceae
Product: PLP-dependent transferase
Exons: 6
Coding region: 467-1768 (433 amino acids)
Biological process (GO): biosynthetic process
Molecular function (GO): transaminase activity; pyridoxal phosphate binding
Source: RefSeq, a predicted model, not a curated record